This is a messenger RNA of Cornus florida, 5033 nucleotides long. RefSeq names its product phosphatidate phosphatase PAH2-like. The coding region runs from base 708 to 4436 and encodes 1242 amino acids. The transcript is spliced from 11 exons. The record is from RefSeq and is a predicted model, not a curated record. Lineage: Eukaryota; Viridiplantae; Streptophyta; Magnoliopsida; Cornales; Cornaceae. Gene Ontology annotation, molecular function: phosphatidate phosphatase activity.
CUGACGUGUCACGACGCGUCAUCAUGCGAUCUCUUCAUCGACGUUUUCAAUAAAACAAGCACCAUCUAAUCUCUGGUCCAUCUCUUUCUUUCUCCCUCUCUCGAUUGCGAAGAACUGUUGGGCCUUUCUCUCAAAAACUGGUUUUCUUCUCCGAAGGUCAGUUUUCUGGGCUCACACCUUAUUAAUUCAUAUAUAUAUAUCUAUAUAUAUAUAUAUGUUAUAUAAUAUAGAGGCGGCUCAUAUUCUUAAUUUGUUGGAAUGAUUAUUUCCUUAUUAUGAUUGGCACAUUCGAAUAAUCUAAACCGAAUAUGCUUUUCGCACCAACAGUUCUUCAACGACCAUCCUUUGGCUGUUUUGUUUCCAUCUCGUUUACGUGUCACUGUUUUUGACUCAAUAAGCUUUGCUAUUUCGUGAGGCAAUCAAAUUGCGUUCUUGAACCAUAUGUUGUGAUAAUAUUGGGAUUUUUGUGAUCUUCGUUGGUUCUCUGCAAAAUUGAAAUUUCGGGUGAUGCAAAAAAGGAGAGUUUGAGAGCUUUUUAUCAUAUCUGAUGAUCAAUGCAAUGCAAUUUAUGAGCCAAAAGGCUCCAAAUUUUGCGUGUUGAUCAAUUGGGUUGUUUAUUUAUUAUGUAAUUUUGAAUUAGUGGUCUGGGUAAUUGGAAAAAUUCAAUUACUAAUCUGGGUAAUUGAAAAAAUUCAAUUUUUUUGAGGAUGUAUGCGGUGGGGAGAUUCAUCUCCCGUGGUGUUUAUACUGUAUCUGCUCCCUUUCAUCCGUUUGGUGGAGCUGUAGAUAUUAUUGUUGUUGAACAACAAGAUGGGAGCUUCAAAUCGUCGCCUUGGUAUGUUAAAUUCGGUAAAUUUCAAGGGGUUUUGAAGAGAAAUGAGAAAGUGGUCAACAUAAGUGUUAAUGAGGUUGAAGCGGAUUUCCAUAUGUACUUGGAUCAUAAAGGGGAAGCUUACUUUCUCAGGGAUUCGGAUGUUGUUGAAGAAGAUGAAUCCACAUUAUAUCCUUCAUCUUCUGGUGAGGAGACAGAGGGGCAGUCUAGUGAUAGGAAGCCAAUGAAGUCGAAAAGUUGUGAUUAUGAUGCUACCAAGUCUGAUCCGGUUACUGAGAUCGAUGUGAGCAACGAGGGGAUUGUGGCUAGAACAGGUUCCCGCCGGUCUCGGAUUAUGGGGCUUGUUUUUGGAAGGAAUUCAAUUAAGGGGGACAGAUUGGGGGUUGAAGGGGACAGCUCUGAUGUUGGAAGGAUAGAUUCUAUGGAACGUGCUGAGAUUGCAGCUGAUCUCUUGGAGGUGAAAUGGUCCACCAAUCUUGCCUCGGGUAGGCAACGGAAUGAUAGGACUCCGGAAAUUUCUGUUCCAGAUAUUUCAAAUGGUGGAGAAAUUCAGGAUUUGCAGAUUAAUGACCAACAGAGGCAGGCGAAUUCACUUGCAAAUAGUAAUGUGGAAAAUGGUUCAGACCAUCAUGUCUCACAUGAAGAAAUUGUUUCUCAUGACCAUGGAACGAGCAAUGGUUCUCAGCCUGGCUUUCAGGAACUGAAAAGUUCUGUUGAGGGAACCGGCAUGGGAAUAUCAUGUUUAAUCACUGAACGUGUUGUUGGAACACUGACUCCAACUGGGAGUGGUUUGGGAGAAAAUGAUGAAAUAAAUUCUGCAAUGUCAGAAACAGUCAACGAAUUGGGUGUAAGUAAUGCAGAUCACGAUGAGGAUGGUCAAUGUGUCACAUCUGUGAUUGCCAUUCCUAAUUCAGAAAUUGCAGAAAUUGUAGAGCUUGAAGCAUUCACCAGCGAGAAGCUCGAUGAAAAUCAGGAUUUAAUAAAUUCUGAAAUGUCAGAAACGGUCAACGAAUUGGGUGUAAGGAAUGCAGAUAAAGAUGAGGAUGGUAAAUGUGUCACAUCUGUGAUUACCAGUCCUAAUUCAGAAAUUGUAGAGCCUGAAGCAUUCACCAGCAAGAAGCUCAAUGAAAAUCAGGAUUUAACAAAUUCUGAAAUGUCAGAAACGGUCAACGAAUUGGGUGUAAGGAAUGCAGAUCAUGAUGAGGAUGGUAAAUGUGUCACGUCUGUGAUUACCAUUCCUAAUUCAGAAGUUGCAGAAAUUGUAGAGCUUGAAGCAUACACCAACAAGAAGCUUGAUGAAAAUAAGGAUUUAAUGGAUUCUGAAAUGUCAGAAAGAGUAGACGAGUUGGGUGUAAGGAAUGCAGAUCAUGAUGAGGAUGGUCAAUGUGCCACAUCUGUGAUCACAAUUCCUAAUUCAGAAAUUGCAGAAAUUGUAGAGCUUGAAGCAUACACCAGCAAGAAGCUCGAUGAAAAUCAGGAUUUUGACAACAACGUCGUUUUACCAUGCAGUGCUGUUUCCGAGGAGGAAAAUGGAGCAGAUAAACUUCAAUCUAAUGUUGACUGUGAAGCAUCAGAGAGCCCUAGGGCAGGACUGGAUGGUUCAGGCAAACAAUCUGGAGAAAUGCUAUACCUUCCUUGUGGAGGAUCUGGGGAAGUCCAUGUCCAUUCUGAAACUUUUCACGAGACUACUGAGCUAAAAUCCCUGGUAAACUCUUCACCAAAAGCUGGUUUAUUAUUAGCAAAAGAAUCUUUGGAUUUUCAAGAAAUUUUAGGAGAUAAGAACGGUUGCAAUGUCUUUAAUGAUGCAAAUAUUCCUGAAAGUGAGGGAACUUCUACUUCUUCAAGCUCAAUUGCAAACGGUAUUGUAACUGACACCUAUAGUCAAAUGGUCACUGUUAGCUCAAUAAAUGUUUCAGUCAAAGAAGUUGAGUCACAAAGCUUUUGCUCCGUUUCUGGUUUCAGCAAUCCAAUAUGUCAAGUAAAAGACGAGAAAAAUGAUACGGAUGAAGAUAACAACCUGCAACAUUCUUCUGAACCUGUUGGCGUUCCCCAAGAAUCUAGUGAUCAUGUCCCCACAGAGGCAACAAAUAAUUUAGUACCAGAAGGUUCAGAGGAGGAACAAUUCGCCUUUAGUGACCUUGAUGAUUUCCAAAUCGGUGGAGUUCAAUGCACGAACUUAAUUUCUGCAGAUCACGAGGAGAAAGAUAAUCCUUCUCUUACACCAGAAAACACUGAAAUUGUGAUUGAGUCAUUCGAUUCAAAUUUUGAGUUUAGUUCAUCUCCAGACAAGUUUGUUCAAGAGAAUCCACCAAAUAGUGACGAAGACUCGAGACAAAAGUCAAGGAUUUUAUCAAGGAGCAUUAGUAUUCCUGGAAGUAGUGAAGUUCCUAAUGAGGAAGUUGGGAGGAUGGUUGAAUCUUUACCUAAUCUGCGGCUAAAUGUUGAUGAUAUGGAUGCACCCAACCUUCAUCAUUCCUUAGGCCGUUCUCUGGAUUUAAAUUACAAAUCCUCAAAGUGGAUGUUGCUUCGGAAAGAGUAUUCAAAACUUGUGAAGUCAGAAGCAGACAGAGAACACCAAUUUCCCCUGGCACAGCCUACAACUACCAAUGAUCAGAUAUUAGAGGAGCUCAAAGAUGUACCUGCCAACCCUGCUACUGGGGACACAUCUACAGCCAUUGAUGCCUCCGGUGGAAGCUGGUGGUCUUUUCCUUUCAAAAGAUCAAGAAGCAUGAAAGCUACCCAGUCAGCUAUAAACCGUACCAGAAGUUCUGAUGCUGGGAGUACUUUUGAGAGUGCUGUUGACGUGGAUGGUGAGAAAGAUGUGCUUGAACUAAAGGUCAAUAAAAAGAAAGUAAGGGCAAUCACUCCAACAUCCGAACAACUGGCAUCCUUGAAUCUGAAGGAAGGGAGAAACACAGUAACCUUCACAUUCUCAACUGCAAUGCUGGGGAAGCAGCAGGUUGAAGCCAAAAUGUAUUUGUGGAGAUGGGACACCCGUAUAGUAAUCUCAGAUGUUGAUGGGACAAUUACCAAAUCUGAUGUUUUAGGACAGUUCAUGCCUAUGUUUGGAAUGGAUUGGUCACAAACUGGUGUUGCACAUCUAUUUUCAGCUAUUAAGGAAAAUGGAUAUCAAUUGCUUUUUCUAAGUGCACGUGCAAUUUCUCAGGCUUAUCACACUAGACAAUUCCUAUUUAACCUUAAGCAGAAUGGAAAGGCUCUACCAGAUGGGCCUAUUGUUAUAUCCCCUGAUGGACUUUUUCCUUCUUUGUUCCGGGAAGUUAUUAGAAGAGCUCCUCACGAAUUCAAAAUUGCUUGCUUAGAGGAUAUCAAGGCAUUAUUUCCUCCUGAUCGCAACCCGUUCUAUGCUGGUUUUGGAAACAGAGACACCGAUGAGUUUAGCUACCUCAAGGUUGGAAUCCCAAAGGGAAAAAUCUUCAUUAUCAAUCCCAAGGGUCAGGUGGUUGUGAAUCGCUGUGUCAACACAAAAUCAUAUACAUCCCUUCAUGAUCUUGUGCAUAACAUGUUCCCCAUGUCCUCGUCUGAGCAGGAGGAUUUUAAUCAAUGGAAUUUCUGGAAACUGCCUCUUCCUGAUAUCGAUGUAUGAACGUGUCAACAAGUAAUAAUUGAUUAACCCUUUAAAAUUGGAGGCCGGUAGAUGCUCCCUUGCUUGCCCUGGAAAAUUCAGGGUUAUGUUUGGUCUAGGUGAAUGCAGAAUUACCUCUUUAUGAUUAUUUGACCUGGCGCAUGGUUUUUAAUUGCAAUGGAAUGUAAUCUCUUGAGGAUUUUGGAAUUGUAUAGUGAUGAUGAUAUAUAUUGGCAAUAGACACUGAAGAGACAGAGCCCUGUCCUGCCAAUGUCCUGCUUAUUAGUGCUGACGAGCCGCUUGUCAAUUCUCAGUGGAACCUAUUCAAAUGUAUAUUUUCAAGGUUGGAGAUGGAUCCAUUUCAGUUGAACCUGCUUCAAGGCCAGUUUCAUUUGUAAAUUUAUGUAGUUUGUAUACCAUGAACGCUGCAAUGUUUCUCGUUUAAGCAUUCAUUGGAAGAUUUACAGUGGGAAAUGUAUGUCUCAGAGCAUACACUAAGCUAUAAUUUCUCAGUUAUAGACCAAAAUUCAUCCAUGGUUAGAUAGAUGUAGAUGCUUUUUACCCUUGCAGCAUGUAUAUGCUCUAAAAGUGUUUUUUUAUUUAUUAGUUUUGUCUAUA